AUGAUCGAUGCAGACGCGCAACAAGAAAACCCUCCCUACCGGAAUAACCACUCCACUCCCGCAACCCAUACACCCCCACCCGACUCCCUCAUCUCCCCCACCGCAUCCCUGGACUACUGGUCCCGCACCCCGGCCUCAAUCACCGGCAUGCUGGGCGGCUACCCGCAGAUCAGCCUGACCGACCUGCGCGGCUCGCGCAGCUUCCUGACCAAGCUGCGGCGCGGACCCAGCGGGUCCUUUACGCCGUCGUCGCACAAACGCCUCAAGCUGGGUGUCGACUGUGGUGCGGGGAUCGGGCGGGUGACGGAUGGGUUCCUGAGACACGUGGCAAGGUGGAGAGUGGGAGGGAGAGCGGGGGACCAUGGAGAUGGGGACAAAUACGACCUCAUCUGGAACCAGUGGUGCCUCGGCCACCUGACGGAUUCACAAUUGACCGCCUACCUACGUCGCUGCGUCCAUAUCCUCCAACCAGCUCCCGACCCCGAUUCAGAUUCCACCUCCAACGACAACGGCGUCGGCGAAGGAGGCGGCGGUGGUUGGAUCGUGGUCAAAGAGAACAUGUCCACCGACCCCUCCGGCGGCGAUAUCUACGACGAACUCGACAGCAGCGUCACGCGCACGGAUGACAAGUUUAGACGCCUGUUCGCCGACGCGGGGCUCGAGGUCGUGAGGUCGGAAUUGCAGACCGGCUUUCCCAAGGGCUUGGGCUUGUACCCCGUCAGGAUGUAUGGGCUUCGCCCGAAGAAGGAGAGGUGGAGGGAAAGCCAUGCUAGUUGA
This is a messenger RNA of Endocarpon pusillum Z07020, 777 nucleotides long. RefSeq lists its product as uncharacterized. The transcript is spliced from 2 exons. Lineage: Eukaryota; Fungi; Ascomycota; Eurotiomycetes; Verrucariales; Verrucariaceae. Gene Ontology annotation, biological process: N-terminal protein amino acid methylation. Gene Ontology annotation, cellular component: cytoplasm. The record is from RefSeq and is a predicted model, not a curated record. Gene Ontology annotation, molecular function: N-terminal protein N-methyltransferase activity. The coding region runs from base 1 to 777 and encodes 258 amino acids.